CAAUUAAUAUAAUCUUCAUCCACGAUCGAGUAAACAGGGAGAUCGAGAGAUCAGAUGAUGAUGACGACGACCCAUGGCGGGGAUUAUUAUUACAAUAAUCAUCAUCACAAUGCUGGUAACCGUAACCCCUUUAUAGUUAUGUCUAAUACUGAUCGUCUGCUGCUGGGAGGAAGAUGUAUUAUUGGCGGCGGCGGCGGCCAUGGUGAUCAAGAUUAUAACGAGCCCCACACGCCACAGCCCCAGGAGAAACCACCACCCAUUAAGAGGAGGAGGAGGAGGAGAAGCAAAACGAUGAUGGUGAUGAGUGCAGCCGAGGAGACUCAGAAGUUGCCGUGCCUCGGUGGCCGGGGACCACUUGCGGCGAACAAGUGCAAGGGCCCUACAAGCGCCGCCGCCGACUCAUCACUACAGCAGUGCACGGAGUGCGGCAAGAGGUUCUGGUCGAGGAAGGCUCUUUAUGGGCACAUGCGCUGCCAUCCGGAAAGGCAUUGGCGCGGCAUCAACCCUCCUCCUCCACCAAACACCACCACCACCACCAUGUCUCCUCAGAGCAGCAGCACUAGCAGUCUCUGUUGCCGUGGAGGAGAUGGCGAUGACUAUGAGGUUGCAGCGUGCUUGUUGCUGCUGUCUAACGGCGACGAGGGCCACCAGAAUCCGAGUCCCAUCCAGCAGCAACUACCAGGGGCGGCGUUCCGUGUUCAUGACAACAAGAUGCAGGCAGCAUCGAUAUCCUCCUCCAAAUGCUCGGAGAAAGUGUUUGUGUCUCCACAGCAGCAGCCUCUCAAAGCCAGCAGCAGUAAUUACAAGAACAAUAAUAAUGUAGUACUAGUCAAGGAGGGGGGUUGUUUUGCCGCUGCUGCUAUCAACUACAAGGAACCUGGUAGAGGAGGAGGAGGAGGAGGAGCGUUGCCAAUGUCGAGGGCAGGGGAGGAUGAGAAAGAGGUGCACACGUGCACCAUCUGUUUGAAGGUCUUCUCUAGCGGUCAGGCUCUUGGUGGACACAAGCGGUGCCACUGGGGGCUCAAUAAGUUUCCUCCUCAUCCCAAUAAAGUCACCACUGGCUACCUGGAUUUGAACUUUCCUACAGCCACACCACGGCCAAAACAAGAACAUCAUCACCAUUCUUCACCCUCACUAGUACUACCUGAUCUUCACAACUCUGCCCCCUCUGGUCUGCCUAAUUUGGAGUUAAGAUUGGCUCUCUAAGCACGCACUAGUUUAGUCGUUCUAACUAUAAAUACAAUACAGACUCUCUUUCUUAGGGUUGGGGUAGUUUUUAUCUAAUCUAGCUCAGAAGUUACCUAGUCACCGCGCUCAGCUAGCCUGAUUUCUCUUAAUUGUAAUAAUUAUAUUAUGUCUAAAACUAUUGAUACGUUUGGUGUUGCUCCUCCUGUCGACUGUCGUAUGGUUCAAUAGAAUCAAUUAUCAGAUUACAU
This is a messenger RNA of Cuscuta campestris, 1436 nucleotides long. The record is from the annotation of a GenBank genome assembly. NCBI's taxonomy places the organism in Eukaryota, Viridiplantae, Streptophyta, Magnoliopsida, Solanales, Convolvulaceae.